Messenger RNA from Anopheles cruzii, 778 nucleotides. RefSeq names its product calumenin-B-like. Gene Ontology annotation, cellular component: endoplasmic reticulum. The annotation marks the transcript as partial. The transcript is spliced from 3 exons. Lineage: Eukaryota; Metazoa; Arthropoda; Insecta; Diptera; Culicidae. Gene Ontology annotation, molecular function: calcium ion binding. The record is from RefSeq and is a predicted model, not a curated record.
GAGCGGUCGAGUCUGUCAGCAUUCUGCGAACAAAGUUGAACCAGCCGCCGAAACGUUCAACCCCCGCAGUUGCUACAGCGGACGAUCGCGACCCGAACAGUCUGUUUGGCAUUCAAAGACUCCACGGUGUCCAGGAGCAGUAUCGAUCGAUCGGAGCUUUAUUCAGCUAGUAAGGUGCGGGGCUAGAAAAAAUGAUCUUCAUUUACGCGGCGAGCAUCUGCUUGCUGUCCAGCUACGCCGUGUCCGCCAUCCCGAAGCCGGACGAGAAGCGCGUCCUGGACCACGAUCCACUCAGCCACGCGCAGCACUAUCAGAACGACGAGCACAACAAGCAGUACGAUCACGAGGCGUUCCUGGGGGAGGACGCCAAAACGUUCGAUCAGCUCGAGGCGGAGGAAAGCAGACGUCGCUUGGGACUCAUCGUAGAUAAAAUAGAUGGCGACAAAGACGGGUUCGUUAAUCUGUCCGAGCUCAAGUCGUGGAUUCAGUACACGCAGCGGCGCUACAUCGACGAUGACGUCAACCGGCAGUGGAAAACGCACAACCCAAACAACACGGAGAAGGUGCACUGGGACGUGUACCGGCAGAACGUGUACGGCUUUCUGGACGAGCUGGCGUCGCGCGAAGGCGACGGUCAUCCGGCCGAUGAGCACUUCUCGUAUCGCGCGAUGAUGAAGCGCGAUCGGCGCCGCUGGAGCAUCGCGGACCGGGACGGUGACGAUCAGCUGACGCGGGAAGAGUUUACCGAUUUUCUGCACCCGGAGGAGAGCGAACAGAU